AUGGAGGGCUUCCGCCACUUCUCCCCGCGGAGCUACAGGAACCUCUGGGACAACUCGCCGCCGGGCCCAGAGAGCAGGUCCCCCGUGCGGAUGGAUGGGCCCGAAGCCGAACCGACCUCGGGCCUCUGGGGCGGUACAUCGGAUUCGCGCAGUGAGGCCGGGGCAUCCUGGCUGCCUCCCGAGGGUUCGCUCACUCCGCGGCCACGCCGGCGCUGGUACAACACCUCGCCGCUGGAAAGCCGCAGCCUGACUCGCAUGCCCCGGAGGCCCCCAGACCGCGCGCGGAAGCACCGGCUAGGCAGCCGGCGCGUAGAAGAAGCCUGGGGGGAGGAAGGGACCAAGACCAGUUCGGCAUGGCAGCAGCAGCUCCAUCUGCAACCCCAACAGACUCAGUCCUACCAGCGCUGCCCUCCCACCCAGGUGGAUUCGCCCCUGCUGUAUCCCGGGGGAGCUUCCACUCCCCCGAGUGUGGGAACUUUCGGGGUAGGAAAGUCACAGAGUGAAGACCAGUGGGCAGUGCCGAUCGGCAGCCAGGUAGGUCGCUGGUCCCCUUCCUCUAUUCACACGGACAAGUCCUCUGUGCCCUCCCAAGAGUUAAGGACACAGUCAGCCUGUACGUGCACCCAGAAAAGAGACUGUAGUGAUCUGGUGGAGUCGUUAGCCAGUCAGUAUUCCCAGCCCUCGGUCUCCAGCAAAGAGCCGCAGAACCAGCACACCCAGAUUCUCAAAAGCAAGCUGGAAGAGACGGUGAUGUCCUCGAGGGACCAGAAGAUCGUGUCCCUGGUGCUGACCCGUCUCCAGAAGGCCCAAAAGAUGCGGGAGCUGCAGCAGCAGGCGGCAGUCGCUUGGGAGGAGCUGAAGCGCUCAGACCAAAAGGUCCAGAUGACCCUGGAAAGAGAGCGCCGGCUGCUGCUGCAGCAGAGUCAAGAGCAGUGGCUGCAACGGAAGGAGCGCAAGAGUCGCCGGGGCCGCGAACAGUACUACAAGCGGCGGGACGGCCACUCUAAGAACGCGAUCCAGGAGGAGAGUCGGUGGGAGUCGCAACUACAGGACCAGGGGAACCAGCGUCUAGAGAGGCUGGAGAGGGCGCGCGCGGAAGCCGAGCACCGGAAACAGUGCCAGGUGCAGCGCCUGAGAGAGCAGGAGAGGGUAUUGCAGAGCUUGCGGGAAUUGAACAACCUACAGCUGCGGAAGAGGCUGGAGGAGGCCUGUCACAAAAGGCAGCGGCACUCCAUGGAGAACCAGAAGAAGGUCCAGGAGACCAACCUGAGCUCCCUCGUCAAUUAUCAGGCCCGCAAGGUACUCAUGGACUGCCAAGCCAAGGCCGAGGAGCUCCUCAGAAAGCUGUCGCUGGAGCAGAAUUACAUGCGGUCCCAAGAGAUCCACCAGAGCCUGAUUAAGGAGCAGCACCGCGAGCUGAGGGAGAAGGCCCAGAAGGAGGAAGAGCAGUUCAAGCAGGUUAAGUGUCGCGCAGCCGAGUCGGAGGAGCAAAGGCAGGUGCGCAAGAGGAUAUUGUUGGAGCUGGCGGAACAGAAGAUUCAGCAGGCCAGGAAUCAUGCGCACAAGACCACCAGGGACAAGGCACAGCGCCUCCGGGAGCUCAACAUCCUGCGGGAGAAGAAUCAUCACAUUCUGAAGCUGAAAGCCGAAAAGGAGGAAAAGUGCCAUAUUGAGGGCAUCAAGGAAGCCAUUAAAAAAAAGGAACAGAGAAUGGAGCAGCUCUCCCGAGGGAAAGAUCCCACCUUGCAAGAGUUUCAGAAGAUCUCCCUGACCUCCAGAAGAGAGAAUGGCAGAGGGCUUCCCAACAGCUGCUUUGAUCAGAUGGCAGCAGAGGCCCAGCUGUGUGCCCAUCAGCAGAGAGGGGGCUAUUGAGAACUGAGGACAAAGAUCUUCAGCCCCAGCAGCCAGAGAGAGAU
Sciurus carolinensis (gray squirrel) is the source of this 1916-nucleotide messenger RNA. It is a transcript of the gene Ccdc185, whose product is annotated as coiled-coil domain containing 185. The transcript has a single exon. The record is from RefSeq and is a predicted model, not a curated record. Lineage: Eukaryota; Metazoa; Chordata; Mammalia; Rodentia; Sciuridae. Bases 1 to 1872 code for a protein of 623 amino acids.